AGGGUCGGGCCCGGGCCGGGGCUGCCUGCGCCGGGCCUCAGGGACGAGCCUUGGCCUGGGGCAGCGCCCCGCCUGCGCUUCCUCUCGGUGAAGCCAUCUAUUCCUUCUUCUGCGUUCCGGGCAGCUUGGCGGCUCCCUCUCCCGCCCAGGGACCUGCCUUUUCCCCUCCGGAGCCGGCCCCUUGCGUCAGGGCUGCGCCUUCCAGCCGGCUGGGCUCCCUCCCUCCUCCGCACUCAGCCACCUUGCCCUCCCUUCCCUCAGUCCGAGUCACAGGUUCCCCUGGCCCCUUUAAGCAGGCGAAGGGCGCCCUCCGCACUCCGCCUUCACUCCCCCUAGGUACCCGCCUGGCUCUCCCCCUCCUUCGGGUACAGCGCUGCUCCCCCUCUCCGUGUACCCUGCCGCUCCCCUUCCUCUUCCUCCUUCGUUAUCCCUUACUUCGCACGUGUCCCUUCCCAGCCUCUCUGCAGGGCCUUGCCUUGUGCCUGCUGCUGAAAGGAGGUGGUCUGCAGGGCGCUGCGUGUGCUGCCGGGCGGGGGUAUGUGCUGGUGGCAGAGUGGUGCUGAGCGAGGUGGGAGUGCUUGGGUUGCUUUGCGUUAUUUCGAGGGCUCAGGUUUGAGUUUCUCUGUUAGAACUGCCUGGCUGCAGGCCGGAGACAGCUUUCAGCUGCCAGUCUCCGAGACGUGCUGCGGUUAAAUGCGCUCACUGGGUAGCUAAAAUGGCUGCUCUUGAGAGGCAUCCAGACCUGAGGCUCCAGCAGAGCAGCCCAGCAGAUCCCAGCACCAUCAGGAGGAGUCAUUUGGAGACUGACUGGAAGACCCCCACCUUGUCUGCCAAGUGCCAGAGCCGUGUCAGUGUGGCUGACAGCAGGGAUGGGGGCAUUGGGACCUCCUGCUCGGGCAGCACAGAAGACUUCUGCAGUUCCAGUAACAGUUCCUCAUUCCAGCCCAUCAAAGCCCAGGUCACCAUCCCAACAGCUCAUGUCAUGCCUUCUACACUGGGUACCUCGCCCUCCAAGCUGUGUCCUGCAGGAGACCAGAGCUGUUCCCAGGGCACUUCCAAACCUGCUGUGCCAGGAUCUGCUUCUGAACACACAGGGCUCACGAGAAACGGAGAGUUUAGUGCUGGGAAGCCUCCGCAGCUGCCCCCCAGGGAUCUGUUACGUCCCUACAGGACUACAGGGGAAAAUGGUCUGGGGCAAGCCUGGCAUCCUGUGUCUGAUCACAUGAGGACAGAGGACACUUGGAAGUUUGACACCCCUGCCAUUGAGCGCACCCUGAACCAGUCUCUCUUUCUGGACACGUUGUGCACUGACCCUCAGCGCAGGGUCCAGAGCUUCACUCCAGGCUCUGGGGCGGCUGAGGCAGGGAGGGACCAUUACAAGGUGCUGCCAGAGAGCAAACAAGCGGCGAACGGAGCCUGCGAGGCGCAGGCUGCGGCGUGGCCGAGCGGCAGCAGGCUGGCGCCGCCAGGACUGCAGACCAACAGCUUCUUCCCCAAGCCUGUGAGCCCAACGCCUCGGGGGGGCUGGGGGCCCGAGGGCUGCGCGCUGCAUCCGCACGAGAGGGGCUGCGAGCUGAGCGCCUGGAAACAGCAGCUGGAGAAGGUGCGGCUGCAGGUGGAGCAAAUGCAGUUACAAAACGGAGCUGCCUGCCACCAUCCCUCCAUGUACUCUCCUUCGCUGCCUGCACCUGAUCCAGCCCAGUGGAUCAAUAUCCUGAACUCCAAUGAAAACCUGCUCAAGGAGAAAGAGCUUCUUAUUGACAGGCAAAGGCAGCACAUAUCCCAGUUGGAGCAGAAGGUCCGGGAGAGUGAGCUGCAGGUUCACAGUGCCCUGCUGGGCUGCACAGCCUCCUACGGAGAUGUCUACAUGUUGAGAAUGCAGGAGCUGCAGCGGGAGAACGCUUUCCUGCGGGCACAGUUCACAGAGAAGACUGAGUCCCUCAGCAAGGAAAAGAUUGAGCUGGAGAGGAAAUUGGCUGCUGCAGAGGUGGAUGCAAAGCUGAUCCGGGAGUCACUGAAGGAAAUGAUGCAGAAACAUGCAGAGGAGCUGAAGAAACAGGAAGACAGGGUAAAGGGACGAGACAAACACAUUAAUAACCUCAAAAAGAAAUGCCAAAAGGAAUCUGAACAAAACAAGGAGAGACAACAGAGAAUCGAGACUCUGGAACGCUACCUGGCUGACUUACCCACUCUUGAGGACCACCAGAAACAGGGUCAGAAGCUGAAGGAAUCUGAGCUGAAGAGUGCUGCUAUGCAGGAAACAGUGCUGGCACUGGAGGCAGAGCUGGGAGAUGUCCGAGCUGCUUGCAGGGAGCAGGAGGUGCAUCUGGAAAACCAAAAACAGAAGGAGCUGGAGCUGCUCUCCACAGUGCGCAGCUUGCAGGACAAGGUGCAGCAGUGUGUAAAGAAUGCAGAGAGAGGACCUCCUGCCCAGGAUGGGGAGAGACAGAAAAUAGAAAAUGAGUCUCUGAAGAAAGAAUGUGACUGCCUCAGGAAGAUCGUGGAGAAAAAACAGAAGAAGAUGGAGCAGUUGUCCCUGCAGAUAAAGAACCUGGAAGAACAGGUGGCCCAGGAGGAGGGGACAAGCCAAGCUCUGAAAGAGGAGGCGAUGAGAAGAGCAAAUGCACUGCAGCAGCUCCAGACUGCAGUGAAAGAGCUUUCAGUGCAGAAUCAGGACCUGAUCGAGAAGAACCUGACCCUGCAGGAGCGCCUGCGGCAGGUGGAGCUGACGAGCCAGCCCCUGCCUGCCGAGACCGCCUGCCUGGCCCAGGAGCUGCAGGCAGAGCUGGCCAGCUGUCUCCAGGACCUGCAGGCUGUCUACAGCAUCGUCACUCAGAGGGCUCAGGGCAAGGAUCCCAACCUCUCUCUGCUCCUGGGAAUUCACUCUGUGCACUGCUCUGCCAAGGAGAAGGACAACUUGCUGAGCCCUGAUGGACUUGCAAAGAAACUGGUGGAGGUAAAAGAGCUUCACAAAGAGGUGGAGGACUUAAGGACUGCAAUAUCUGACAAAUAUGCUCAGGACAUGGGAGACAACUGCAUCACCCAGUAAAGUGCACUGCCCAAAGUAAGGCAGGAGAGGAAGACUUGAAACCCUCAGGGGUGUAGAGGUCCUACAACCCCAAAACCUAUUCAGCACUUUACCAUCCCUUUGCUCGGGUACACAAUGUGUGACUUAACCAGGCCCUGGGAAAUCAGGGGGGUCCUUCCCAGGGGUGUUUGGCUGCUGACUGGAGUCGUUCAGGGCUUUGGUGUCAGGGUUUGCAGUAGUUUUGAUCUUGUAGAAUGUGUUUUGUGCUGUGCUUGCUGGAGCUAGUGUGGUCUCUGAGGCUGGGAGAUGAGUUCUGAGCUGCCUUCCAGGCGUGUCAAAUGCUGAAUGUGCAAACGUGGCAGUUAAAAUCAUCACUGAAAGGAAAUGUAUGGCCUGGCCCCUGGUAGGUUUCUCUGUGCAGAGCCUGUGUGACUUGCAAGACCAGAGGAUUGUCAGAGUGUGCAGGAGGUAUCUCUGGGCUCCAGAGGUGAGCAGGUCUGCCAAUUAACACAGGUGCUAAUUACAGCAAGGUGCUACAGGCUCUGCAGAUGCUGUGCUCUGCUCUGGCUUGGAUGUUUGUGCUCGUGGAGCAGGACCUGCUUUCCUCGGGUGAUUGUGACCAGAGUCUUCCAGUAACUGCCAAGGGUUGGGCAACGAAGUAACACUAAAAGAAGCCUCUGAAAACUCUCCCCCUGAGCACUAACCCCAGAAGCCUUAAGCCUUUUAUCCCCCCCCCAGCAGCACUCUGUGGGGAUGAUUCAGGCAGCAGAGGAAGCAAAGUGGUGCUGAAAUGCCUUAAUGUGCUGGAGAAACCUCCUGUCCCAAUGCUGCUUCGUGCCUAAUGCAUCUGUUGGCAGGGUGAGGAGCUGCUGGUCCUUCUAAGUGACCUUUAGAGCCAUAGCAGAUUACCCUGGGGGGCCUCAAAUGUCCUUGCACCCCCAGGGCCCCUGCUGCAGGCCAGCAGGGAGAUUGCCUCUGCUUGGCUCUUUUCUCGAUGGGAGGAGUCCGUUCCGGUCCUGGCAGGGCAGGAUGAAACAGCUGGAUCCAGGAGCUGCUCCUGGUUCCUGCAAGGCUCAGGUUUGUUGUAGCCUUGCCCCUGGUGCUCUGCAACUCCCUGCCCCUCUGUUCGAUAAUGGGGGCUGCUAAAUCAGCAUGGGAGGUGGUUCACAUCAGCCCCUCCCAACCUUCCUGCAGCUUCACUGUGCUGAGCCUUUGCUUCUGGCAGUGCAGAGGAGGCAGUUUCUUGUUUCAGCUUGGAGCAAGAGGUAUGGGGGGGGGAUACUCCUGGAGCUUCUGCUGCUUGGUUACUCAUGGUUCACCCUCGGGGCUGUUAGCCCCAGGUUUGGGAGAAAUGCUUUUGUUACUGCUCUGCGGUUCCAAUUUCAGACCAAAUCUGUUCUGUUCCCUGUGCUUUGGCCACUGCUGGUGAUGGCAGCAGCAAACUGGUUGGCUUUGGUGUCCUGAGCUGGGCAACCAGCUCUGCCCUCUGCUUUUUCUAUCUGGGGUGUCCCAUUUCUGGCUGUUCCUGUUCUUAGGUUGCUGCUGUCUUGUUCUGUGCUAAAUGUGGGCCAAGGCCAUUUUCCUGAAGCGGUUUGUCCUGACGCAGGGGUGCAGAGCACAGGGUGACAGCUGCUGCCCUGCAGGUUCACAGGCUGCCCUUUAGCACCGUCCCCUUGCCCUGCAUCCCCUUCAGGGUAUGGCUCCAGCUCCCGGGUGCUGUGCACGGGUGGCUGCAGGAGCCCGGCUGAGAGCAUCCCCUCCUCCUCCUGCGAACCCGGACCCUUCUGGCGAAGGUGGGGAUGCCGCCCGGGACACCCUGGGCCUUCCUUUAGCGGGGCAGCAGGACCGCGGUCCCCCUUCGUCCCUCCCGGUCCCGGUGCUGUGUCCCUGGGCGCGGUGCGUUCGCGGCGGCCUUUGUCCCGUUUGUAGCGGGCGUUUGGAAUAUCAAAUAAAGCUGCUCUGGCUCCUCUCGUA
Molecule: messenger RNA, 5002 nt
Organism: Pogoniulus pusillus (Red-fronted tinkerbird)
Lineage: Eukaryota; Metazoa; Chordata; Aves; Piciformes; Lybiidae
Gene: CEP85
Product: centrosomal protein 85
Exons: 14
Coding region: 716-3049 (777 amino acids)
Cellular component (GO): centrosome
Source: RefSeq, a predicted model, not a curated record